Molecule: messenger RNA, 3555 nt
Organism: Pipistrellus kuhlii (Kuhl's pipistrelle)
Lineage: Eukaryota; Metazoa; Chordata; Mammalia; Chiroptera; Vespertilionidae
Gene: PTPN22
Product: protein tyrosine phosphatase non-receptor type 22
Exons: 21
Coding region: 282-2678 (798 amino acids)
Biological process (GO): positive regulation of toll-like receptor 4 signaling pathway; negative regulation of p38MAPK cascade; positive regulation of ERK1 and ERK2 cascade
Cellular component (GO): nucleus; cytoplasm
Molecular function (GO): non-membrane spanning protein tyrosine phosphatase activity
Source: RefSeq, a predicted model, not a curated record
GCUCUGGCGAGCGUCUUGUUUGUGAAAAAACUCGAGUUGCCGCCGGGUUCCCUCCUCGAGGAGGAAGGCGCUAGGGCCCGGGGGUGAGGCGAUGGCUUUGUUGUGUGACCACAGAGGCGGGUUACGUACUAAUUUCCUCUCCGGCUGGUGAUGAAGUCAGUAAACCACAGCCUUCAACACGCUCCGCCGGGGCCGCACAGCGGCUUCCCGCCCGGCCCGGCCAUGACUCCCGCCGGCCAUGCCCUCCCCUGACCCAGCGGCGCCGGCUCUCCGCCUGCAGCAUGGACCAGAGGGAGAUCCUGCAGGGCUUCCUGGAGGAGGCCCGGAGCAAGAAAACUCACAAGGAGGAGUUUGCCAGCGAGUUUCUGAAGCUGAAAAGACUCGCCAUCAAGUACAAGACAGACAAAACCUAUCCCUCAACGGUGGCUGAGAGGCCCAGGAACAUAAAGAAGAACAGAUACAAGGAUAUCUUGCCCUAUGAUCAUAGCCGAGUAGAGCUGUCCUUGACAACCUCUGAUGAAGAUUCCAAUUACAUCAAUGCCAAUUUCAUUAAGGGAGUUUAUGGACCCCAGGCUUACAUCGCCACUCAGGGACCUUUGCCCACCACUCUCCUGGAUUUCUGGAGGAUGAUUUGGGAAUACGGUGUCUUGAUCGUUGUUAUGGCCUGCAUGGAGAUCGAAAUGGGAAAGAAAAAGUGUGAGCGCUACUGGGCGGAGCCGGGAGACAGGCAGCUGCAGUUCGGCCCUUUCUGCGUCUCCUGUGAAGCUGAAAAUAGAAAAUCUGAUUACACGAUCAGGACUCUGAAAGUCAAAUUCAACAGUGAAACUCGAACUAUCUACCAGUUUCAUUACAAGAACUGGCCUGACCACGACGUGCCUGCCUCUAUAGACCCUAUCCUUGAGCUCAUCUGGGACGUGCGGUGUCACCAGGAAGAUGACAGGGUUCCCAUAUGCAUCCACUGCAGUGCCGGCUGUGGCAGAACUGGUGUUCUCUGUGCUAUCGAUUAUACGUGGAUGCUGCUAAAAGAUGGGAUAAUCCCCUCGAACUUCAGUGUUUUCAAUUUGAUUCGGGAAAUGCGAACACAGAGGCCUUCGUUAGUUCAAACUCAGGAACAGUAUGAACUGGUCUACAAAGCCGUCAUAGAACUAUUUAAGAGGCAUAUGGAGGUCAUCAGAGAUAGAUACUCUGGAACAGAGAUGCAAGCGAAGUAUCCGGUUCCUGAGCAAAAUCCCGAUCUGGAAGCAAACGCCUAUUCUCCUAAUUUACCAAGAAGAGAAGCAAAAGCGAUGAACCGCCCGAGCCAACAGAGGACUCCGGUGAGAAAUGCAGAAGCCUCUUCCUUUGGGCCCAGGACUUGGGAAACCAGCGGACAGGGCAGGUUCGCCCUGCACCCUGCCAACCAGAACCGUUCGCUUGAGUUUCUGGAGCUGAAUUACGGCUGUGACAGAAAUGCUGGCGCAGCCAUGACCUGGGAGACGGGGGCAUUGCCAGCGGCGGGGGAGCCCCUGCAGAAGUGCCCGAGCCUGGACCUGAGCUGGGCCCUGCGGGGAGCGGGCCCCGGCUCCGAGCCUGCGGCGGCCGCAGGAAGGCCCUUCGGCGCCAAGGGGCCCAUCACGCGGACCAAGUCCACCCCCUUCGAGCUGACCCAGCAGACGGACCCCGGCGAGCUGGGCGUCAAGGAAGACUUUCCCCGUCUGGCCUCCCUGCCCUGCAGCUCCCGCCUGCGGCCGGCCCGGAAGGCCCUGCACGUUUCCUCGGCGGAACUGAACCGCUCGCUGUCCCCGGACCCGGACCCCGGGCCCCGUGGGUGCCAGGCCCCGGGCGCCAGGGCCCUCCCCGCCCGCUCCCACGGGCCUUCGGCAGAUGCUCCUCAUUCCCCAUCGUCUCCCAGAAGCGCCGGCUCGAAGAUGUCUCUGGAUUUCCCCGAGGAGCAAGCUAGAACCCUGUUACCUUCCACGUCGCUGCCCACAGCCUCUGCAGCCCCGUUUUCUUAUUAUGACCCGGAUGAUUCUCCGGCACCGAGCCUGCCAACCCAUUUCCCCUCCACGCUGAACCGAGAGAUAGCCGACGGUGCAACUUCUCCAAGAAUAGACGAUGAAAGCCCCCCUCCACUUCCCGAGCGGACCCCUGAGUCUUUCAUUGUGGUAGAGGAAGCUGGUGAGUACAUCCCGCUGCGUGUGCCCCAAUCCUUAUCUUCCGCUGUGAUGUCAGACAUUGGAACAUCUCCAGAAUGCAGUGGAACAUCUGAAUCCAGCAAACCUGAUGACUCGGUGAGACUUAGACAAAUCAAGUGUGUGAAACUCCAGAGUUGCAUAUCAGAUGGGCCCGCAGACCGCGGUUCGCCGCCCCCGCCGCUCCCGGAGAGGACGCGGGAGUCCCUCUUCCUGGCCGACGAGGACGAUAUGGAGGCUGAAUCCAUAGAGGUCAGCUGUCCCAACACCGGGGAAAAGUCAACAUCUUCCAAACACACACUGAAGACUGGCAGAUGUUUCACGAGGAGCAAGAGUUUGAAAAUUUUGCGGAACAUGAAAAAGAGUCUCUGUAAUUCUUCCUCACCAAACAAGCCUGCAGACUCUGUUCAGUCAAGUAACUCCAGUUCCUUACUAAAUUUUGGUUUUGCAAAUCGUUUUUCAAAACCCAAAGGACCAAGGAACCCACCAUCAAGUUGGAAUGUUUAACAGAACUGUGGACUACAGGCUGAGAAAAAUUACCAGAACAUCGCUCGUUAAACGAAGCGCUCUGUAUGCGCAAUGUCAACAGUGUAGAUGUGUAAUGUGGGAACAGCUCUUAAGAAAAGCAAUGCACAAAUAGUGUCAAAAGUUUUACAUUUAAUCUCAUUUGCCUUGGGUUGGAAACAGGAGAGAAAGUUUGCCACUUCAGCUUCUGGAGAGAAUGCCAUAGGAGAAAGAGUGUGGGAAUGGAUUUUUUCAUUUUUGAAAGUUAUUUAUAUUUGACUUUACUUUUUACAUAAAUAUAAACUUGAAAGGAUUGGUAAGAAUUGGAUCUCAAUUAAAUGUCUACAUUGCCAGAAUUUACUAUAAAAAUGUUUUUUUAAAACCUUAUCUUGUGAAAUACAAAAUUGCUGCUUAUGAUAAUGACUGUCCCCUGGGAGUUAUUUUUGCCUAAGUGGAGUAUAACUUGAACAUCUUCCCAAAUGUUGUGGGAAACUAGAAUAGUAAGAAGUUAUAUUUAAGAGAAUAAAAUAUGUAAAAAAAAUGACUGUAAUCUUUUUAUUUGUAUAUAUCAACUAACCAGAUGUUCAAUUACAUCCUUGAUAAGUUUUAACCGGUUACCCAAUCCCCAAAUCUAGAAUGAUUAACAAAAUAGCUAUCUUUUGGUAGCAUUUUCAUUUCACAGGUUCUGUGUAAACAUGUGCAACUUACAGCCAAUCAGAAGCGCGACUAAAGUUUGUGGUGGUUUUUUUUUUUUCCUAAAUGAAUAUGGAUCUUACAUAUUUUAAGAAUAUCGUCUGAUCUUUCCAUUCUAAUUUUAUGUAACAACUACGUAAUUAUCACAAAGGAUUCUCCAGAGUUCUCCGAAAUGAUUUAACUGCUU